GGGGAAACAGUCCGCUAGCUUAAUGAUACAUUCAAGUGGAUCAGGGGAAAACAUAUUUGCUACGCAUGGUGAACGCAGCGAUGAGCACCAUCAUGUUCUUCUCCAUAGCAAACCACGAUAUCACUGUGGUGGGAGCAGGUGGGUCCUACACAAAACCAUUCAAAAGUGAUUAUAUCACCAUAUCCCCGGGUCAAACCAUUGACUUCUUGCUCGAAGCCAAUCAGGCCCAGGACCACUACUACAUGGCUACCAAAGCCUAUAGUAGUGCUCCAAGGGCCGCGUUUGAUAACACAAUCACCACAGCCGUCGUUCAAUAUAGCGGAAAUUAUACCCCGUCUUCCUCGCCACGCAUGCCUGUUCUCCCGGCAUUCAAUGACACCAAUUCAUCGGUCGCUUUCACCGGAAAGCUUCGAAGCUUAGCUGAUGAAAAUCAUCCCAUAAAUGUCCCACUCAAUGUGACAACUAAUUUGUUGUACACUGUUUCAGUCAAUUUGUUUCCAUGCCCGGAUAAUAACACGGCUCGGUGUGCUGGACCUAAUUUAAGUAGGUUCGGGGCAAGUGUGAACAACAUAAGCUUCGUUCUACCCAAAAUAGACAUUCUUCAAGCUUACUACAAACAUAUCAAGGGAGUUUAUGGUACAGAGUUCCCUUCCUUUCCACCGCUCAGCUUUGACUUCACGAAUGAAACUCUUCAUGUUCGACUUCUGCAACCUGAUCGAGGAACAGAAGUUAAAGUGCUUGAAUAUGGCACAACUGUGGAGCUUGUUUUCCAAGGAACAAAUUUGUUGUCUGGGAUCGAUCAUCCGAUGCAUUUGCAUGGGUACAGUUUUUACGUUGUUGGUUGGGGUUUUGGUAAUUUCAACAAGAGCAAAGACCCUCAGAGCUAUAAUCUCGUGGAUCCACCUCUUGUGAACACAAUUAUUGUUCCUAGGAAUGGUUGGACUGCCAUUAGGUUCUUAGCUGAUAAUCCUGGGGUGUGGUUUAUGCAUUGUCAUUUUGAACAACAUACAAGUUGGGGCAUGGAAAUGGCCUUUAUAGUGAAAGAUGGAAAGCAGUCCAGUGAAAAAAUGCUGCCAUCUCCCUCGAAUAUGCCGAAAUGUUGAAGACAUAAUUAAUAACAAUUGAUAAUAUUAUUAAUUUAUUUGAAUCAUUUUUUUUUUAUUUCUUCAUUUUUUAUUUAUUUAUUUGUAUUGUUUGCAUAAAUAAAAACCAUCACUGUAAUCAUAAUGUAAUUUAAGGUUCUUCUCGUGUUACUGAUGUUAAUUAUAUUCCUCAUUAUAAUUAUUUGUAAUUCCG
This is a messenger RNA of Cuscuta europaea, 1296 nucleotides long. The record is from the annotation of a GenBank genome assembly. Lineage: Eukaryota; Viridiplantae; Streptophyta; Magnoliopsida; Solanales; Convolvulaceae.